Messenger RNA from Rhinocladiella mackenziei CBS 650.93, 2043 nucleotides. RefSeq lists its product as uncharacterized. Lineage: Eukaryota; Fungi; Ascomycota; Eurotiomycetes; Chaetothyriales; Herpotrichiellaceae. The record is from RefSeq and is a predicted model, not a curated record. The transcript has 2 exons. Gene Ontology annotation, molecular function: DNA helicase activity; telomeric repeat DNA binding; double-stranded DNA binding. Gene Ontology annotation, biological process: cellular response to gamma radiation; double-strand break repair via nonhomologous end joining; telomere maintenance. Gene Ontology annotation, cellular component: Ku70:Ku80 complex; nucleus. The coding region runs from base 1 to 2043 and encodes 680 amino acids.
AUGAGCGAGGAUCUGCCGUACAGGUCAAAAGGAGAUCUGGAUGAAGCUAUCGGAAACGAGGAUUUCGAUGGAGACGACGAAGAAAUUGACGAAACCGUGUAUAAGACCAUCAAGGAUGCUGUGCUGUUCGCCAUCGAGGUUAACGAUUCAAUGCUGAAGGUACCAGCAACAUCUACCUCAAAGAAGGUUGAUAAUAGUUCCCCCCUUCUGGCGGCUUUGAAAUGUGCAUAUCACCUCAUGCAGCAACGCAUCAUCUCUGCGCCGAGGGAUCUGAUAGGAAUCCUUCUCUAUGGCACGCAAGCAUCAAAAUUCUAUGAUGAAGACGAGAACUUCGGAGGCGGCCGGUCUUUCCCCCACUGCUAUCUCCUUACAGAUCUUGAUGUUCCAGAAGCUGAAGAUGUGAAGGCCCUGAAAGAAUUGAUUGAAACCGACGCUCCAGAAUCCGCCGAGAUCUUCAAACCAGCAGAAGAACCAGUCUCGAUGCACAACGUUCUGUUCUGCGCCAAUCAAAUUUUCCAACAAAAGGCUGCCAAUUUCACUUCGCGGAGACUGUUCAUCGUCACAGACAAUGACGAUCCUCACUCAUCGAAUAAGGGUUCUCGGUCACAAGCCACGGUGAGAGCCAAAGAUUUGUAUGAUCUCGGUGUUAUCAUAGAACUGUUCCCUAUCUCCACUUCCGAACAUUCCUUCGACACAAAACUCUUCUACGACGACAUAGUGUACAAAGCCUCUCCCUCAGAUCCCGAAGCAAUUGCCUAUAAUCCCCCGUCCAUUGUCCACGUUGCCGGCUCAAAACUGGCGCCGGGGACAAAUGAUGGGAUCUCGUUAUUGCAGUCUCUCUUGUCUGCAAUAGCGUCCAAAGUAACGCCGAAGCGAGCACUGUUUUCCUCUGUUCCACUUGAGCUUGCCCCCGAUUUUCGGAUCUCUGUCAAAGGUUAUCUGCUCUACAAACAUCAAAAGCCAGCUCGCAGCAGCUACAUCUUUCUCGGUGGUGAACGACCACAAAUUGCGACCGGAUAUACAGAGCAGAUUGCGGACGAGAAUUCCAAACCCAUUCAGAAGGCUGAUGUCCGUAAGGCUUUCAAAUUCGGGGGAGAGCAAAUCGUUUUCGCCGAGGAGGAAGUCAAAAAACGACGUUAUUUUGGAGACCCAGUCAUCCGAGUGAUCGGCUUCAAGCCCAUGUCCAGAUUGCCCCUAUGGGCGAACAUCAAGAAUUCUACAUUUCUGUACCCUUCUGAAGAGGACUAUAUUGGUAGCACACGUGUCUACAGUGCUUUGCAUCGCAAACUCUCCAAAGACAAAUUAUUCGCGCUAACUUGGUUUGUACCAAGACGCAAUGCGACACCGGUCAUGGCUGCCAUGAUUCCCACUCUCGCUGGUGAAGUAACCGAUGCAAAGUCCAAUGCAGCGGGAGUGUCUGCGACCGGCGCUCCUCAAGGCUUACAUUUGAUACCCUUGCCAUUCGCGGAUGAUGUUCGGCAAAAUCCUCCCAGUGCGCAUGACGCUCCUCUGCGGGCUCCAGAUGAACUGGUCGAUGCCAUGAGGCCGCUCAUCCAGCAACUGAAUCUCCCAAAGGGGACAUAUGAUCCAUCGAAGUACCCCAAUCCUAGCUUGCAGUGGCAUUACCGCAUCCUACAAGCACUUGCCCUCGACGACGAUAUCCCAGACCAGCCAGAGGACAAAACAAUUCCCAAAUUCAGACAGAUUGACAAGAGAGUUGGAAACGAGGCCAUAGAAUGGGGCAAAACAUUGGAAAAGGUUUUCCGACAAUAUCAAUCAGAGAACCCUGACACAGUCCCUAUCGGUUCGAAGCGGUCUACGAAUGGUCAAGCAUCAAAUCUGGGCGGAGGUAACAAAAAGGUCAAGACAGACACAGGUGAUGCUAUUAGUGAAGAAGAGGUCAGGAAACUUUGGCAGAAGGGUCAGAUUGGAAGUUUGAAAGUUGCUCAGCUGAAGGAUUUCUGUGCUCUGAAGAAGAUACAAGUGGCGGGGAAAAAAGCGGAUUUGGUCGAGCGGAUUGAGGGAUGGCUCGAGAGUAAAUGA